This is a messenger RNA of Capsicum annuum, 1905 nucleotides long. RefSeq names its product probable leucine-rich repeat receptor-like protein kinase At5g63930. Gene Ontology annotation, molecular function: protein binding. The transcript has 4 exons. Bases 1 to 1905 code for a protein of 634 amino acids. Gene Ontology annotation, cellular component: plasma membrane. NCBI's taxonomy places the organism in Eukaryota, Viridiplantae, Streptophyta, Magnoliopsida, Solanales, Solanaceae. The record is from RefSeq and is a predicted model, not a curated record.
AUGGAGAAAGCCUUCAGUUCUUUUCUCUUAAUAGUACUCCCGCUGCUUCACAAUGUUAUGGCUAGUUCGGCCAUGACCCAAACCAACAUUACCACUGAUCAAUUGGCUCUUCUCUCUUUGAAAUCCCAAAUCGUUUUAGACCCCUCUCACUUAUUAGAUGAAAGUUGGUCUUCCGCUACAUCUGUUUGUCAUUGGGUGGGAGUCACUUGUGGUUCUCGCCACCAGCGAGUGAAGUCCUUGAAUCUUUCUAACGUGACUCUUAUAGGUAGGAUUCCUCGUGAAUUUGGAAACCUCUCAUUUCUUGUUUCUCUUGACUUGGGAAGCAACAAUUUCCAUGGAAAUUUGCCUCAAGAAAUGACAUGCUUGCGUCGGCUUGAGUUUCUUGAUUUAAGUUUAAACAACUUCAGAGGGGCGAUUCCUUCUUGGUUUGGGUUUUUACACCAGCUUCAAGUUAUUAAUAUUAGAAAUAAUAGUUUCACUGGUUCCAUCCCUUCUUCAUUUUCUAAUAUGUCCACACCUGAGACUUUGGAUCUGAAUUUCAAUUCCAUUGAGGGACAAAUACCAAAAGUGAUUGGAAGUCUUAUAAACCUUAGAGAAUUAAGGUUGCGAGGUAACAAGAUCAUAAGUUCAAUUCCUCUGUCACUGUCGAAUGCCUCAAGGUUGGAGACUUUAGAUUUAUCUUAUAAUUCACUUCAUGGAAACAUUCCAGAAGGGAUCGGCAAUCUUCACAACAUGAACUCGUUGGUCAUACAGUAUAAUCAGCUAAUGGGUUUUAUAUCAUUCAAAAUUUUCAAUAUCUCAAGAAUUGAAGUCAUUGCAUUUACUGGCAAUAGCUUAUCAGGAAGUCUUCCCAAUGGUUUAUGCAAUGGUCUCCCAAUACUCAAAGGGCUUUAUUUAUCCAUAAACAAGCUUUAUCUGUCUGAUAACAAGCUUCAUGGUAAUAUGCCUACAAGCUUAUCAAAUUGUUCACAACUUCAAAUUUUGUCUUUAUCAGAAAAUGAGUUUGAUGGACCAAUACAUAGUGAAAUUGGAAGAUUGAGUAACUUGCAGAUAUUGGCUCUUGGAACUAACCAUUUCACGGGUGAAAUACCCAAAGAGAUAAGCAAUCUCGUUGAGUUGGAGCUACUUGAUCUUGGGUUAAAUAGUUUUAGUGGUUUGCUUGAUAUGGAGUCCUUCAUCAUAUCAAGACUGAGAGUAGUUUCUCUUAUAUUCAAUAAUCUAUCUGGAAGCCUCCCACCAAACAUGUGUUCUAUCUUACCCAACAUUGAAGAGCUUUAUCUGGGAAACUUAACCAAUCUUGUUGGGACUAUUCCUCAUUCCAUCAAUUGUUCAAAACUUACUCGUCUAGAGCUUGCAGGUGAAAUACCCAAAGAGAUAAGCAAUCUCAUUGAGUUGGAGGUACUUGAUCUUGCAGAUAAUAGUUUUAGUGGUUCACUUCCAAUGGAGAUCUUCAACAUAUCCAGGUUAAGAGUGAUUUCUCUUUCAUUCAACAAUCUAUCAGGAAGCCUCCCACCAAACAUGUGUUCUGUCAUACCAAACAUUGAAGUGAUUUAUCUGACCUUUACCAAUCUUGUUGGGACUAUUCCUCAUUCCAUCUCCAAUUGUUCAAAGCUUACUCGUCUAGAGCUUGCAGGCAACAAACUCACUGGCUUGAUUCCCAACUCACUUGGAUAUUUGACUCAUCCACACUUGCUUCCAGUCUCUGUACGGAACUUUUCCAAAUCUCUUAUAAGAUUUUACGCAAGCAGUUGCAAUAUCAAAGGGAGACUGCCCAAUGAUUUUGGGAACUUAAGCAGCUUAUUAGACCUUGACCUUUCUGCAAACAAUUGGCAACUUGAGAAACCUUCAGCGCUUCAACUUGAGUAUCAACAAACUUACAGGAUUUUUUGGAGAUUAUAUAUGUAA